Messenger RNA from Durio zibethinus, 2072 nucleotides. RefSeq names its product putative WRKY transcription factor 3. Gene Ontology annotation, molecular function: sequence-specific DNA binding; DNA-binding transcription factor activity. NCBI's taxonomy places the organism in Eukaryota, Viridiplantae, Streptophyta, Magnoliopsida, Malvales, Malvaceae. The record is from RefSeq and is a predicted model, not a curated record. Gene Ontology annotation, biological process: regulation of DNA-templated transcription.
CAUAGCACAAGAAAUAAAAUAAAAAAAUGAUUAAAUUAAAUAAAACAAUGUCAUUUUCAGUUCUCCUCUUUGGACUGCCCACUUCAAGUUGAAGAUAACACGGAAACUAUCAGAAGAACCAACCAAUUUUACAAUAAGAAAAACAACAAAAGUGAAGAAUCAGAGAAACAAAGGGACAAACAUUUUUUUUUUCUUCUGAUAUAUAAGGAGAAAAACAAGGAAAAAAACAGGGGGAAAAACAGAGGAAAACGGGCGGAAAAUGGCAGAGCAAGGAACAAGAUCAAAGCUUUCAGCUCCAACACGUCCAACAAUAACUUUACCACCAAGGCCAGCGAUGGAUGGCUUAUUUUCAAGUGGUUCAGGGCUAAGUCCAGGGCCUAUGACACUGGUUUCGGCUUUUUUCUCUGACCCUGACUCAACAGAUCAUAGGUCUUUUUCUCAGAUUUUAGCUGGAGCCAUGGCUUCACCUGGAGCUAUAUUACCUUACAAUUCAAUGGAUGGUUCAUUUGUAGAAGUGGGUUUUAAAGAUGGAGGUGAAAAAAGUCCUGGGUUUAAGCAAAGUAGACCUUUGAAUUUGGCUGUUGCUAGGUCCCCUUUGUUCACUGUGCCUCCUGGGUUAAGCCCUUCUGGCUUGCUUAAUUCUCCCGGCUUCUUUUGUCUUUCUCCUCAGAGUCCUUUUGGAAUAUCCCACCAGCAAGCAUUGGCACAGGUUACAGCUCAAGCUGCACUAGCCCAAUCUCAAGUGUGUGCACAGACAGAAUAUCAAACUUUGUCAGUUGCAGCUCCUUCAGAGCCAUUGACUCGUCAUCCAUCCUUCAAUCCUGAAGGAACUUCACAGCAGAUGCCUCCUUCAGUCUCUGACCCUCAAAGUUCUGCUAUGGAACACACAGAAGGUUCUCAAUCUGAUAGGAAAAAUCAGCCUUCUGUUGCUGUGGAUAAACCUGCUGAAGAUGGCUACAACUGGCGUAAGUAUGGGCAGAAGCCUAUUAAAGGCUGUGAGUAUCCACGAAGCUACUAUAAAUGUACACAUUUGAAUUGCCCUGUCAAAAAGCAGGUUGAGCGAUCAGCUGAUGGCCAAAUAACUGAAAUUAUAUACAAAGGUCAACACAAUCAUGAAAAGCCUCAACCAAAUAAACAAGCAAAGGGUGUUAGUGAUGGAAAUGCUAAUGCACAGUCUAACCCUGAACUAGGUUCUCAGGGUGUAGCUGGAAAUUUCAACAAAUUAAGUGAAAUCGUACCAGCUCAUUCCAUUCCUGGGAAAAAUCAUGAAUCUACGCAAGCUGCGGAAUUACCUGGAUUAAGUGACAGUGAGGAAGGAUGUGAUGAAGAGAGUAGAGAAGAAAGAGAUGAUGGUGAUGAACCAAAUCCAAAAAGAAGGAAUAGUGCGGGAGAAACUGCAGUAGUCUUGUCACACAAGACAGUCACAGAACCAAAAAUUAUUGUGCAAACAAGAAGUGAAGUUGACCUUUUGGAUGAUGGCUAUAGGUGGCGCAAGUAUGGGCAGAAAGUGGUCAAAGGGAACCCUCAUCCAAGGAGCUAUUACAAAUGCACAAGUGCAGGAUGCAACGUUCGGAAGCAUGUGGAAAGAGCUUCAACCGAUCCCAAAGCUGUCAUAACGACGUACGAGGGAAAACAUAAUCAUGAUGUCCCAGCAGCUAGGAACAGCAGCCACAACACAGUCAACAAUAGUUUACCUCUGCCAAAACCACAAAGGGUGGUGGCUGAGAAGCAUUCUUUACUUAAAGAGACGGAUUUUGGAAACAAUGCCCAGGCACCAGCAGUUUUAAGGCUAAAGGAGGAGCAAAUAAGAGUGUAACUGCCCUGCUAAAACCUGUUAAGUAACAGGAGGUUCGGCUGCUGAUCCCAGCCAACUAACACGGUUAUGAAAUGAAUAAGGCAGAAAGGGUAAAACAAACGUGAUAAAAUCAAAUGAUAAUAGCUGCUGAACUAUAGUUUUAUUAACUAGGAAUGCUUUAUUGACUACCCAGUUUUGUAUAUUGGAAUUCGUAAGUAAUGUUGUAUAUUUGUUUACACUCUAUUGGAGAAGGUUAUAUAUGUUAGGUGUUGUUCAA